AUGAGACAGAAAGUUCUACAAGUGGCCUGGUCCAAAAAGGAGAUCGUAGUAGGGGGGAACCGCAUCUUCUUCUCGCAAGACUUCUCUUCCAAAAUACAAGCCGAACGGAGCAGUUAUUCCUCGCUACGUAAACAACUACGGGAGAAGAACGUGAGGUCUCACAUUGUUUACCCAGCGAAAUUACGUGUCUUCCUGGACGUCAAAGAGACUAUCUUCUCAAGUCUAGAAGACGCAUCCCGUUCCCUGAAGGAAACCGGGCUGCUGGACCAGGGGGAGCCUGUGAGACAAGACACAGAAGCUGGAAGCGCCCCAUUUAAGAAAGUGAGCUGA
This is a messenger RNA of Knipowitschia caucasica, 330 nucleotides long. NCBI's taxonomy places the organism in Eukaryota, Metazoa, Chordata, Actinopteri, Gobiiformes, Gobiidae. The record is from the annotation of a GenBank genome assembly.